AUGAACAGGCUAGGACAUUUUUACAUAUGCGUGCCAGUUCCUUUAGAUGUCAUUGAUAACCAAGAAUAUGUCAAGGGAAAGGUUAUAUCACUUGAUCCUGACAUUCGAACAUUCAUAACAUGUUAUGAUCCAGAAGGACAAAUGAUAACUUGCAAAGUGACAAAGAUCAAGCUUUCGAAGAGUAUACAUCAAAGUGGAUCAAAAACGUUUAGAUGCGAUUCUUGCGAUUUGGUGAUUGAUGGAGAUGCUAACGGAGCCAGGAAUAACUUGCUCAAACGUUUGACAGAAGGCCAGGUUCACACCUGA
Molecule: messenger RNA, 306 nt
Organism: Diversispora eburnea
Lineage: Eukaryota; Fungi; Glomeromycota; Glomeromycetes; Diversisporales; Diversisporaceae
Source: the annotation of a GenBank genome assembly